CUCCUUUUGGAGGCUACUUUUUCAAACCAUCCUGCAAAGCUGCUCUGCAAGAUUAAAGCCAGUUACAAGAGAUGAAACCACUGGAAGAAAAGGUCGUCUUGAACAUUGGGGGCCUCCGAUAUGAGACCUAUGCCAGCACCCUCCAGGCUUUCCCUGGAACCAAGCUAUGCCACCUGACGGAGCCCCAGGCAGCCACCACCUUUGACUACGACCCAGACACCAAGGAGUUCUUCUUUGACAGAAGUCCCUGCCUCUUUGAGGAGGUGCUCAACUACUACAGGACCAAAGAGCUUCACUGCCCUGACUUGACCUGCAAGUCGGUCCUGGACGAGGAACUGGCCUUCUGGGGGCUCAGCAAUACCCCCCUGUCACCCUGCUGCUGGCAGAAAUUGACCAUCACUGAGGGACAAAGGGAAGAGUACGGUAUCUGGGAGGAAGAUCAAGAUGUUGCUGGGCUCCUGGACCAGGCAGAGAGGAACCAGCGCACGUGGAGGGGCCGAUGGCAGACCAGAAUCUGGACUGUGUUUGAAAAGCCGUUCUCCAGUUUAAGCGCAAAGGGCCUGGCUGUAGUGUCUCUGCUCUUCAAUAUAGGGAUAUGCAUCCUUUUUAUUGCCAAAGCUUACGAACAAACUUCUCUUCUUUACAUCACAGAAAACAAAAGCAAUUUUACUGCCUUUCAUGCUGAAGUUGACUCUUUUUACAUACAUUUGCCUUAUCUCCUUUACUUGGAACUUUUCUGCGUCCUCUGGUUCGUGCUUGAAUUUUUUCUGCGACUCAUAUCCUGCCCAAAUAAGAAGAAAUUCUUCCAAAGCCCACUGAACGUGGCCGAUUUCCUUUCCCUCUUCCCCAUUUUCAUUGAAGUAAACAAUCAGCAUUUUUUACCCUGGUUGGACUUUUUCCGUGCCCUGUAUUUCUUCAAACUCUUGAAGGUUCUCAAGCUGGUGGAGACCCCUGUGAUGCUGAGAGUGCUCUCCUAUACUUUCAGGGCCAUCAUCAGAGAGAUCUUCCUCCUCCUCCUGAUUUUUGUCUUUGAAAUCCUUUUCUUUGGUUCUCUCUGUUAUUUUGGAGACUUAGUUGAAGAUAAUCCAGAAACAUAUUUUAGUGACAUUGGUUCAUCUUUCUGGUGGGCAGUGAUCACCUUGACUACUGUAGGUUAUGGAGAUGUUUUUCCCGUCUCUACAGUUAGUAAACUGAUUGGAGCCUGCACAGCAUUAUGUGGUGUACUAACCAUUAUCACCCCAAUUCCCUUCUUUUUUAUCAAAUUCAAGGGUUAUUAUGAUGCUGCCAUGAUCAAAGAGAAGAGAAAGAGUAAAAAGAAACAAGUACUCACCUUGCCAUCAUGAUGAAUGGGCAGGAUGCUUCCAAUGUUUCAUCAGAAAAGGACAACAGCCUUCCUACGUCUGCUCAUUCCAUAUUGCACUUUAUGUCUUCUCCUGCAACGUGUGUCUUUCUAUCUGAAUGGUUAAUGUUUUUAUAGAGCCACUCUCCAUCUGCCUACAUUCCCGGAAGUUCACCGCAGUGUACAUGACCAUCCUCAUGAAAGUCUUAUCUUUAAAACAUUUCAAAGUGACUUUGUAAGGUUUCUUGCUUUCAGCAUAGCUGGCAGGUAGCAGUCUCACUCCCACUAUGGGCACUCAUAGCCCAGCUUACCGAUUUGGAGCCUAUCAAAAGUGUUCAAUCACGGCUCCUUCCUCUCUAGCAAGCGUACCUAUGGGCUGAGGACGAAUGGAAAGUGAAGUCAUGCGGCAGACACCCGUAUAGGGAAGGCUGACAUGGGUUUAGCCGCAACCGACAGAGUACUCUCCAGGCGAUAGGGCAUAUAUUAUGUGUCUGUGAGUUUGUGUUCGAGACAAAGGUUUUAAGCAUUGCAUUAUUGGUUCUUUUGGAUUCCUCCUAAUGCACCAAUAAAUUCACCUAGGCUUUUCAUACACCUCUUCUACAGCUUGCUUUAGGUUUGUCUUUGCUUGUUUUUUGCAAAUUAGAGGACCAUCAAUAAUGUUUGAAGAAUGUUGUAUCUUCUUUCGAAGCAAGAAAAUCUUAUCAAUAUUAUACAUUACACUUACAUUAAUCGGCAUUCUUGAACAUCUUUUUAAAAAACUCUGGGAACCUCUGGGAAUCUCUUUGGAGCACUUCGUGGCAGAGAAUUCCCAUUUCAGCAGGUUACCAAAAAUUGCCCAUGCAGUUGCCGGGGGCGGUAUAACAGGGUGUCUGCAGGGAGGUGAAAAAAGUCAAGACGGUGUCCACAGCCAUGAGACCAUCACGACAUGUAAAAAAGGAUGAGGCUUUAAUGACAUGGUUGUGGUUGCUAUGCUGACUUUUUUGACACACACACACACACCCCACCAGUGUGGACAAACCUGUAGUGUACUAAAAUACAAAUACUAGAAUUAUACUAUAGCAACGGAAACCUUUCUAGAUAGCUUGCAAACAUACUGAUAAAGUCCAAUUAAGCAAUCCUUUGAGACAAUUUUUUAAUGAAGAAAUUGGGAUAAUUAUUCAGCGACCUUCACAAUGGAUAGCCUGCUGAUCAUUUAUUGUCCUUAAGCCAUAUUAACAGUUCCUACUGUUUCAUUCCACAUUUUCUAUGUAAUUUUCAGUUUUUAGUUUUUGUAAUUUGUCUCUUUAGUAAAAAAAAGCAUAUGAAGAGGAGCUACUGUAUCUGUAUUUUACUUAUGUAUCUCAGCACAUGACUCGCCCUGUUCCCAGUGCCACGACCACCACAAAGACCCAGUUUCUCUGCCCAGAGAGGUGGAAGGCUUUCCCCCACAAAGGCCUACCUGCAUGACCCAUUCCGCCCCACUGUCUGUUAUUCAAGGCACGGCCUGUCUGUGCCUCUUUGGGUGCAGUGUUGUUAUUUGAGUUCCCUAAAAGCAGUUCCAGCCAGCCAGUUUGGUGUCGUGGCUGAAGAGCAUUGUUUUAGUACAUGGUUUUGUACCUUGUGUGUGCGUUUCACAUAAUGUAUAACAUCCAUUUAAUAGUGCAUUUUAUCUUACAUUAUGUUUAAAACUUUAACUUGCUUUUUGCCCUUUAAAGAGCACAGCAUUCCCCCACCCCAUUUUCCUUUGGUUUUCUUUUGCCCUGAGGCAGCAGCCGAUUAGAUACCUGACUUCUUUGAAUAAACAAACCAUAAAUUAGCUUAGGACCAGGCAGAGAAGGUGCCAAGAGAGAGACCCUGGAUUUCAAAGAGGAACAAAGAGACAAGAAAGGACCGACAUGGGGUGUUUCCUUGGUAACAAGAAGAAGAAAGAUGAACUCAUUCUCACCUCCUUAGGACCUACCUUUACUCCCCCCCAGACCAUCCCAAAAAUCCCUUGUAUGGGCAGGAGAGGAUGCACGAUCUGAUUUGAAUUUUUUUACACCUGUACCUUUCUAUAAAACCUCUGAUGUUUGCUUUGCAAGGUGUGGUUUCUUUCAACAUUCCUUGCCACGAUGUUGAUUGA
Molecule: messenger RNA, 3440 nt
Organism: Python bivittatus (Burmese python)
Lineage: Eukaryota; Metazoa; Chordata; Lepidosauria; Squamata; Pythonidae
Product: voltage-gated potassium channel KCNC1-like
Biological process (GO): potassium ion transmembrane transport; action potential; protein homooligomerization
Cellular component (GO): dendrite membrane; postsynaptic membrane; neuronal cell body membrane
Molecular function (GO): delayed rectifier potassium channel activity; protein binding
Source: RefSeq, a predicted model, not a curated record